CUCCUCCUGCCCCCCAACCCAGUCUUCGCAUUGAACUCUUCACACCUCACCCACCAACACACCAAUCCAGCACGCCUCCUCGCCGUCGUCUCCGAUAACUCAUCGUCCAAAUCCCUGUCCUUCUAUGGCUCUGCUGGUGCGGAGGGCACGCAGGGCGGCGACCAAGGCCGCGGUGUCGCUCGGCGGCGGCGGCGGCAGCGGCAGCAGCAGCGUGGAGCUCGCGAUCCCGGCGCACUACCGGUGCCCGAUCUCGCUGGAUCUCAUGCGGGACCCCGUCACGGCGCCGACGGGGAUCACGUACGACCGCGAGAGCAUCGAGGCGUGGCUGGACACGGGCCGCGCCACCUGCCCCGUCACCCACGCGCCGCUCCGCCACGAGGACCUCGUCCCCAACCACGCCAUCCGCCGCGUCAUCCAGGACUGGUGCGUCGCCAACCGCUCCCGCGGCGUCGAGCGCAUCCCCACGCCCAAGAUCCCCGUCACCCCCGUCCAGGCCUCCGAGCUCCUCUUCGACCUCGCGGGGUGCGCGCGCCGCCGCGACGCCGCCGCGCCCGCGCGGUGCGCCGAGGUGGUCGCCAAGAUCAAGGCCCUCGCCAGGGACAGCGAGCGGAACAGGCGCUGCUUCGCGUCCAUCGGCACGGGCCGCGUGCUCGCCGCCGCGUUCGAGUCGCUCGCUUCUGCUGCUGCUGCUGACGCUGCGCCGGCGGGGCGCGUCCUUGAGGACAUCCUCGCGGCAUUGGUCUGCAUGAUGCCGUUGGACGAGGAGGCCGCCAGGACGCUGGGCUUGCCGAGCUCGCUGGGGUCUCUGGUCGCCAUUGCUGAGAACGGGACCUUGGCGGGAAGGCUGAACGCCGUGCUGGCGAUCAAAGAGGUCGUCUCAUGCGACGGAGCGUUCACUGAUCUGAGCGGAAAGGUCGACGAGAUCGUAGACGCGCUGGCAAAGAUCAUCAAGUCUCCGAUCUGCCCACAGGCAACCAAGGCCGGCAUGGUCGCCACCUAUCACCUGGCGCUAUACGACGAGCGCGUCGCGGCGCGCCUUGCCGCCGCCGGGCUCGUCCCCGUGCUCAUCGAGGCCCUCGUAGACGCCGACAAGAGCAUGUCCGAGAAGGCACUGGCUGUGCUCGACGCGGUGCUCGCCUCGGAGGAAGGCCGCGCAAGCGCGCGGGCGCACGCGCUCGCCGUGCCCAUGCUCGUCAAGAAGAUGUUCCGCGUGUCCGACCUGGCGACCCAACUCGCGGUGUCGGCGAUGUGGCGCCUUGGAAAGGCGCACAGCGACGGCGAGGAGGAGGAGAAUGCGGUGACGCGGUGCCUUGUCGAGGCGCUGCGGGUUGGGGCGUUCCAGAAACUGCUCCUGCUCUUGCAGGUCGGCUGCAGGGACGCAACCAAGGAGAAGGCCACCGAGCUGCUCAAGUUGCUCAACAAGUACAAGAGCGUAGGCGAAUGCGUCGACGCUGUGGAUUUCAGAGGGCUGAACAAGCUGUCAUCUUAAAUCAAAGGGAACUGUGAUGUAAAAAGGUGGAUUUUGUAAAAUAGAGAGACGAUUUAACUUGUAAGUAGCUAGGAUAGUUGCAAUUUUGCUGGGCUUGCUUCCAUGUUAGUAUUUCAGCAGCAUAGGCGCUUAGGUCCAAAUGAAAACAAAAACAUAGAUCUGAUUUUCGUUUUGUGACGAACUUGUGUGUAAAUUUUUUGCUGGGCGUGCUUCCACGCUAGCUUAGUUCAAAUGACAACUUGGAUCCGAUUUCCGUUU
Messenger RNA from Sorghum bicolor (sorghum), 1747 nucleotides. RefSeq names its product U-box domain-containing protein 21. Gene Ontology annotation, biological process: protein ubiquitination. The record is from RefSeq and is a predicted model, not a curated record. Lineage: Eukaryota; Viridiplantae; Streptophyta; Magnoliopsida; Poales; Poaceae. Gene Ontology annotation, molecular function: ubiquitin protein ligase activity. The coding region runs from base 125 to 1489 and encodes 454 amino acids. The transcript has a single exon.